This is a messenger RNA of Papaver somniferum (opium poppy), 2642 nucleotides long. RefSeq lists its product as uncharacterized. Bases 532 to 2508 code for a protein of 658 amino acids. Gene Ontology annotation, biological process: mRNA catabolic process. NCBI's taxonomy places the organism in Eukaryota, Viridiplantae, Streptophyta, Magnoliopsida, Ranunculales, Papaveraceae. Gene Ontology annotation, molecular function: mRNA binding; demethylase activity. The transcript has 8 exons. The record is from RefSeq and is a predicted model, not a curated record.
AGACUUGGAACAAAAGAAAAUGAGUAUAUAAUUACUCAAACUACCCUCAUAGUCAAAAAAACAAAAUUACCCUUCCUGGUUCGAGACACAGAGACAAAGACUGAGAGAAGAAUUAAAUUUAGCACCGCCAUUAAAAACCUUCAAAAAAUACACAGAAAGACGAAACGCGUACCAGAUCUGGAGUGAUAGUGACAAACUACAUUUUGAUUUUUCAAUCUUGGAGAUUUAGUCAAAGUUAAUUAAGUAGUUCUAGGGAAUUUCUGCCGAGGAAUCUCAAUUUUCUGUUUGUUUGCUGCAUUUUGAUUCUGCUGUUAUCAACUGCUGGAUCGGAUUUAUAAUCGGUUUCUUUGAGUUCAGUGACUCACAUUAUUUGUUUUGAUUUAGCGAUUUCAUAAUCGAUUGUAGUUUUUGAGUAUAGUCUAGUGUAAAAAACAGUUGAUUGAUUUUCCGAGUUUUGUAAUUUAACAAGUUAUAGAUCUGAAAUCGAGUAUGUUUUGAUUAAAAUUGUGUAAGUGUAGAGAAUUGAAUUCUAUGGCAAUGCCAUCAGGAGUAAAUAUGUUGAUGUCAGACAAAAUAACGCAGUUUCCUCCUAAUAACAAUGGAGGUGGAGAGAUCCAUCAUUAUCCUUCUCCUCCUCCUCUGAGACAAUGGAUUCCAGAUGAACGUGAUGGAUUUAUUUCAUGGUUAAGAGGAGAAUUUGCUGCAUCUAAUGCCAUAAUUGAUGUGUUACUUGAUCAUUUGAAAUCAAUUGGGGGAGGAGAACCUGGAGAGUAUAAUUCUGUGUUUGGUUGUAUUAAUCAAAGGCGGUCUAAUUGGAAUCAUGUUCUUUGUAUGCAACAGUACUUUCCGAUUACUGAUAUUAUGUUUGCAGUACAACAAGUGACAAUGAGGAAGCAACACAGAAAUUUUGGUGGAGGUCAGAUGAAAGUUUCUGACAAGAAAUUGCAUCCACAGAAUGUUAGUUUCAGACAGGCUCAGUAUAAUGUUAAGGAAGAUCAGAUUUUGAAUUUGGAAUCUCGUAGUAGUAGUAGUCAUCGAAAUGAGGCUCAAUUUGUAAAUAACGGUUCAGCUGAUGGGAAAGAAGAUUUGAAAACAAAAAAGAUCGAUAAUGUUGAAAGUUUAGAAGAAGGUAAAAAUGAUGGUCUUCAGGAGGCAAAGGAAGGAACCAAGAGUGAUGCUUCAAAGCCCGAGGCAGAGGUUGAUGGAGGUAUUUCAGUUUCAACAGAUAAGAUACAAAAACAUGAUGAGAAACAUAAUGUGAUUCCCGUUUUCAGUAGAUGUGUGGCCACCGAGGUCUUCGAUGGAAAGGAGGUGAAUGUUGUUGAAGGACUUAAAUUGUACGAAGAACUAUUUAACAGUUCAGAAAUCACAAAGGUUACUUCAUUGACAAAUGAGUUGAGACUAGCAGGACGAAGAGGGCAUUUCCAAGCAGGACAGACAUAUGUUGUCUCCAAAAGACCCAUAAAGGGGCAUGGAAGAGAAAUGAUUCAGUUGGGCCUCCCAGUGGCCGAUUCACCUCUGGAAGAUGAAAUUGCUGCUGGAAAUUCCAAAGAUAGAAGGACAGAACCAAUUCCUGACGUUCUACAAGACGUUAUUGAGCGUUUGGUUCAGGCGCAAGUUAUAAACAUGAAACCAGAUUCUUGCAUCAUUGACUACUUCAAUGAGGGAGAUCACUCACAACCUCAUAUGUGUCCACCUUGGUUUGGAAGGCCUGUUUGCAUUUUGUUUUUGACUGAAUGUGAUGUGACCUUUGGAAGAGUAAUUGCUACAGAGCAUCCCGGAGAUUACAGAGGUUCUCUCAAACUUUCUCUUGCUUCUGGAACGCUGCUCUCUCUAGAAGGUAAAAGCGCGGAUUUUGCUAAACAUGCACUACCUUCCAUCCGCAAACAACGCAUACUUAUUACCUUCACUAAGUUUCAGCCAAAGAAAAAUAUGGUCAUUCCCUCCUCUAUACGACCAUCAGCCUCGGCCUUACCAUGGGGCCCACCAACUCUGAGGCCACCAAAUCAGUUCCGUCCUAAACAUUUUAUACCUAUUUCAGCAACCGGAGUAUUACCGGUCCCAUCCAUCCAUCCACCACACCUCACACCUCUCAACAGCAUUCAACCAGUUUUUGUUGCAGCCCCGGUGGCGCCUCCAGUACCUUAUCCUGCACCAGUUCUCGUCCCUCCACCUGCAUCAGCAGGAUGGACUGCUGUUGUUCCAGCUAGAUAUCCUCCUCCACCUAGAUUCCCACUUCCUGGAACUGGUGUUUUCCUCCCCCCUGGAUCUUCUGGAAACUCUCCACCAACACCACCCCACCAACUUGGAUUACCUAUUGCCUCUGAAGCGAAUUCCGCAGUAGAUACUGACACUUCCUUGAGUAAUGAAAACAAUGUCGAAGGGUUGAAUUGUACUGAUGCCAAAGUUGCUUCUCCCAAGAGUAGAGUGGACGCGGAAGUGAAAAGGCAGGUGAGUAAUGGAGGCGUCACAGGCAUUGGAAAUGGAAGCAGAACUGUUAUAGUCUAGGACUCUAGGCAUAGGCAGCCUCAAAAUGUUGGGGCCCAAAAUUUUCAAUUUUUCUUAAAUGUAUCCCAAAUUUUUUAAGUUUAAAUUUUUCUUAAAUAUAUCCCAAAAAGAAAAUGAUUUUUACAAAUGAAGCA